Prorocentrum cordatum is the source of this 1495-nucleotide messenger RNA. Lineage: Eukaryota; Dinophyceae; Prorocentrales; Prorocentraceae. The record is from the annotation of a GenBank genome assembly.
AUGGCGGGGCGCGCCGCCACGGCCUUCGCUACGCCGUGGCUUCUCCUCCAACCUCCUCGUCCUCCUAUUUCUAUUUCUGCGCAAGCCGCCCUGGCUCGAGCAUCCUCGGGUUCGUACGGGCGACGGAGCGUAGGGGGCCCGCGAGCGAGCUUCCCAGCGCCGCGGAGCCGUCUCAGAGCGUCUCGCCUUAGCGGGUGCCUCCCUAUGAGCAGGCGCGCCCAGCAGGUGAAGCGCGUCUCCUUCAUGGACAGUUGCCUCCCUCAUGAACAGGCGCGGUCUGCAGCGGCCGCCGCCGACGACGCAGGAACACAGAUCGCCCCGGAGGACGGCAGCCCAGCGCGAGAGCGCACCGACUCCAGGCGACCUGGGCGCGGCUCUGGCACAACGGCCCGCCCCUCGCCGCGUGCGGCGCCGCAGGAUGUGGUGGCUGUGCCGGCGAACCCCUCUGGCGUGCCGACCAGCACGAGCCCCACGAGCACGGACAGCAGCAGGCCGAGCUGGAGCAGCGGCAGCUCCAGCGCCGAGGGCUCGGAGUCGACGGCAAGUGGCACCAGCGACCAGCGGCCCCGGCCGGACCAGCAGCCUGAGCCCCGCGGCCUCCCUGGGGACAAGACGGUGCGGCGGCAGGAGCUGUGGGAGGCCGCGCAGCGCCGCAGGGCCGCGCAACGGCAGGCACAGGCACAGGACAGCGAGGCGGCCGCGCCGCCGGACGGCCCCGACGGCGCCCCCAGGGGCGCCGAAGGCUCUGCGGGCGACGGCCGCAUGCCCCGGGGAGGGCAGUGCCAGCAAGGCGGCCGUCGGCAGGGCCCCGUCGAGCGCUUGCACGGGGUCGGGGCAGGGUCCGGGCAAGCAUCGCACCCAGCCGGCGUGCCGCUUCUAGCAACGGCGCCUCCAGGUCGGGGCAGCCGGCGGAGUUCAGCGGCGACGCCCAGCAGCCGGCAGCGCGCGGGUGGUUCUUGCUGUAGUAGUCGCGUCCUUCUCAUACUCGUCAUGAAGUGCCCAGACAUGCGGUCCCUUGCGUCGAUGAGAUUUUUCUCUUGCGAACUGCAAAGGCACGCUUGAUCCCUGCUUUCCCUGGUCUUGCCGGGAACAAUGAAGUUAAAUCAAGGAUACACUUUUCUUUGAGGCGGUUUGCGGCUCGGGUUCCCAGCUGCAUCUUAGUCACUGCUUGCUGGUCUCUCUCGCUGGUGGCGUCGGACGGUGAUGGUUGCCUUCGGGUCUGAAUCGCCAAAGUGCAGCAGCACCGCUUCGGCAAUCACACCCUAUACACGUGUCGCCAGGACACAGCGCACAGCGUACCUUAAUAAAGCGUUUGUUCCUAUGCGUUCAAGACGCUUUUAGGUAAUUCGCGCACUGCUUUAAGAGAGGGUCGCUAGUGAAUUGCUUGAAAGCGGAAUUCGUUACUUUCCUUUGUCCCAGUGAGAAGUCUGCGCGGCAAUUUAGAUGGUCGCCAGCCAGGGCCGGCCCACCGACCGGAAGAUCGAGUGCGAGAGGG